AUGGAACUACCUUCACAAAGCCUCCAACCAAAUUCAAAUCAACGUUGUCACAUGAUUUCUAAUUCUUGGAUUAACAAAAAACUCAUUAACCAAUAUGCAUCACAAAUCCAUCAAAAUCCAAGUCCAAACAAUUGCGGCUAUAAUGCAAAGAGAAACAAAAUCACUGUAAUCUCAAAAAUUUCUAGUUCAUCCAUUUACCAUACAACACAGUGUCAAAUUUUAUUUUGCAGCAAAAAGAGGAAAGAAGAUAAACAAAAUCAAACUGGAGGAAGAAGCAAAGUCGAAGCUAGAUCUGAGUCUAUACUCCACUCCGAGACAACAUCGCGAGAUCGCAGAGCUUCGAAGCUGCAUCGAGCCCAGCCACAAGGAUCAUUGACUCCGUCGACCAGGCUGCUAGCUCUGACGCCAUCCUUCUUAGCCGUCAGAUUUGAUCCCUUUCCUUCAAGAUCUUGUGAAUUUGCUAAUCUUUAUCCGAUUUUAUGA
Molecule: messenger RNA, 483 nt
Organism: Vicia faba (fava bean)
Lineage: Eukaryota; Viridiplantae; Streptophyta; Magnoliopsida; Fabales; Fabaceae
Source: the annotation of a GenBank genome assembly